AUGGUGGCUGACGAUGGUAUCGGUUGGUGGAAGACAGCUAUGCAGGAUAGCACUAAACCAUUUCUGGAAAACCAUUCUAUCCGCUCUCUCAUCGAGCUUCUUGCGUCUGCGGAACAGAAGCCCCAAGGCUCGUUUCCCCGGGCGUACGAAGAAGAGUACGACCAGGUGCCAGAGCCCAGCUCAGCAGGUGAAGGAGAGACCGAAUACAAGUUGGCAGGGCUCGUAUGCGAUGAAUCGGAUGAUGGGACCCCAAGUCCUACGCUUACCCCAAUUCCCAUGCCUUCCCCUAAUGCCAGCGGAAUGAUCACCGUGACUGCGGCCGAUUUGUUCGCGUUUUGCCAGCAGAUGAUGGCUACGCGAGAGAACGCCCGAGUGCAAGCUUCUAUAGAUACGAAGGCCGUGACGACGUUCGAUGGUACCAACUAUCAAGCCUAUAGGAUAGGAAUCCUUGCGGACGCAGAGGUCAUCGGUGGCACGGAUAUCCUGACGAAGAACCAGCACGAACCGCCUGAAGAAUACGACACUAACCCGGUAGAAAAAGAACGUUGGAUAAGGAUUAGUAUUGAAAACACUGUCUCAUUAGCAGAGGAGCGUAUGAACGUUAUGAAAGAGCUCUCGACCUUAUUUGUCAAGGAUAAUGAUUAUCUUGCCUACCAGAGGAGAUUCCGCUACCUUGUUGCACGCCAUAAGAAAUUAGCCACCAAAACUGAUGAUUUUUAUCAUGAUCUCUUCCUCAACGGUCUACGAGACCACCAGAGAGCCUUCGCAAAGACUUGCCUUGACGAUUUCUAUGCGACUGGCCAAGAUCAGAUCGUAAACAUGGAUAUCAACAAUCUUAUGAAACAAUUGACCAAUCGUACGAGCAAGACGACGGAGACUGAACGUACGAAGAUACCUAGGGUGAAUGCUGUCACGAAUGACGGCAAUCCUCAGCUCAGUGCGUCCACUUCCACGUCAACAUCCACGAAGAGCAAAGAUAAAAACAAGAAUAGCAAGGAAGACAAAGCUAAUGACAAAAUGCCGAAUCUUCUUGCCUCCCGACCUAGUGCCGACUCUGCGAUCGCUCUAUCCGUGUCAUCCGAAAUAUCCUCCAAACCCUGGUAUCUCGCACAUGCGCCAGCUUUAAUAUGA
Molecule: messenger RNA, 1131 nt
Organism: Paracoccidioides lutzii Pb01
Exons: 7
Coding region: 1-1131 (376 amino acids)
Source: RefSeq, a predicted model, not a curated record